Molecule: messenger RNA, 5839 nt
Organism: Symphalangus syndactylus (siamang)
Lineage: Eukaryota; Metazoa; Chordata; Mammalia; Primates; Hylobatidae
Gene: LRRC69
Product: leucine rich repeat containing 69
Cellular component (GO): cytoplasm
Molecular function (GO): protein binding
Source: RefSeq, a predicted model, not a curated record
UUAGAACCUUUUAGAAUAAUGAAUGUUUAUUUAGGGCAAGUGAAUUUGAAAAAUAUUUUAAGACCCAUAGAUGUUAAAGAAUAAACAUUUGUGUGCAAGACUGUAGAGCAGUAAGAAGGAAGUUUGUGCAAAUUAAUGUUUUCACACAAUUGUUAAUAUAGUGCCUUCUUGGUACAGGUUCUUAUGAAGUAGCUGAAGGACUAGAUCAGUUGAUUUUCUGAGAAUUUAUUUGGUGAUUUCCUGCUUUUUUUUUUUAAACUUUUAUUGAACAGAUGAAACUUUUUCUCUGCCUGUUCUGUUAUCACAUACAUUGAUUGUUUCCUCCUGUCUUAAGUCUUUAUCUUAGAGCUCAUGAGGUUUUAAUUCUUAACACAUGGGUCUUUUAACCCACCAUUGUUCUCUCCCACUUAAGGUCUUGGAACUACCAUUCAGAAUUGAAUGUUUCACCCAACCUGCUUUACCCAGCUUCCUUGUCUUUCUAGUCUCACUUUACAUAUUAAUAGUACCUACUGAGACAACCCUCCUCAGACUCCUCCCAAUCAUGUUUCUUUCUAACACCUACACACUUGUAAUCACUUACUUGAAUUUAGUUGUUUUUCAUCUAUUUUUUUCCAUAGUGUGUUAAGUGCUUAGAAACAAGAAUUUCUUGUUCACUGAUCUUAAAAUACCUAGCACAUUGCCUGGCCUGUCCGCAUUGCGUGCUUAAAAAAUGUUUGUUGAUAGUUUUAGAAUUUAUCAGUUGAGAGGAUAGGAUAUGAGUAAGAAGUUGCAUUAGGUUAACAGACUUCUGGGAAUAGAGAGAUGGAUAUGAUUUAGAAUUGUGCUUGCUCACAAAAGGCUUGCUUUUUAAUUUACCUUGCCCUUGGAUGAAUUCUUCAAGUGUUUUGGUCAGUUGAAGGGAGAAAGGGAACCCAAGAGAGCUUUCAUUUUUCUUAACUUCCAAUAGUAAUGUUUCAGCUAAUUUACCUUCACAUACCAAUUAGGGUAAUGUCUGAUUUUAAUAAAUCUACACAAAUAUAAGAAUCCUAUAAAAUAAGUGUACAGUUCAAAAAAAUUAAAACCUUUGUUAAUAUACUGACCAUGAAGAAGUUUUAUAGUUGUUUUAUUUUCGUAUAAUCAGGAUGACUAGUAUGACAUACUGAAACAAAUCCCUGCCUUUCUAUAAGGCUGCUGAAUUUUUAUUUCUGUGAAUAGGGAUGAUAUAUAAUCUAGCUCUUUUUUGUCACUCUUGUAUUCACAAAAAAGUCUUAUUUAUUGUUUAUAAUUUUAACCAAAUAUAGCAUUAACAUGGGGAUCAAUAACCUCAGUGCAUGAGUUGAUGAACAAAAAAAAUGACCUCACUUUAAAAAGUAAAUUACAUGAGUUUUUUAAAUUUUUCAUUUCAUUUUAUUUCUUAAUUUUCUAUUUUAGAUUUAAAGGGUGCAUGUGCAGGUUUGUUACAUGGGUAUAUUUUAUAAUGCUGGAAUGUGUGUUUUUAUGGAACCUGUCACCUAAAUAGUGAACAUUGUACCCAAUAGGUAGUUUAUUAACCUCCCCCACCCUUUUGGAGUCCCCACUGUCUGUUAUUUCCAUCUUUAUGUCCACGUGUAUCCAUUGUUUAGCUCUCACUUUAUAAGCGAGAACAUGUGGUAUUUGAUUUUCUGUUUCUGUGUUAAUUCACUUAGAUAAUGGCUUCUAGCUACAUCCAUGUUGCUGCAAAGGACAUGAUUUCAUUCUUUUUUAUAGCUGCAUAGUACUCCAUGGUGUCUAUGUACCACAUUUUCUUUAAUCUACCAGUGAUAGGCACUUAGGUUGAUUCCAUGACUUUGCUAUUGUGAAUAGUGCUUUGAUAAACAUGAGUGUAGAUGUUUUUUUGAUAGAAUGAUUUCUUUUCCUUUGGGUAGAUAACCACUAGUGGGAUUGCUGGAUUGAAUGGUAGUUACAUCUUUAGUUCUUUGGGAAAUCUCUGUGCUGUUUUCCGCAGGGGUUGAACUAAUUUACAUUCCCACCAACAAUGUAUAAGUGUUCCCUUUUCUCCAUAUCUUUGGCAAUUUCUGUUAAUUUUGGGCUUUUUAAUAAUACCCAUUCUGACUGGUAUGAGAUGGUAUCUCAUUGUAGUUUUAAUUUGCAGUUAAGUAAGGGUUUUUUUCACUUUGCCAAAUCCUGAUGGAAAAAUUCCUGUUUUUGAGUCAGGCAUUUCCCCUACCCCCCACCCACCCCUACUCUUGUGACUGACAUUGGAAAGGCCUUAUAUACCUAGAUCAGAGAUUUUCAUCAGUGGCACUAUUAACAUUUUGAGUUGGAUAAUUCUUUGUUGUGGCAUUGUAAGAUGUUUAGCAGCGGCAUCUCCUUUCUAAGUACCUGUAUCCUCCUCCAAAGUUGUAAGAACAAACAAUGUCUCCCUGGGAACAAAAUUGCCCCCAGUUGAGAACCACUUACUAAAUCAUAAGUUUUAUUGCUAAUGAGGUUGGAAAGUUCUAAAGAAAACCAUUUAGAUCACAAAUUGGACACAUUAGGCAGUUAGUCAUCUACUUUACAUGACUUUAGCAACUGCCUAAUGCCAAACUUACAUGAAUCCCCUUUGAAAAAGCUGAAUGGACCUUAACUUUUUUUCCUGUCUCUUCAUAUUCUUAACCACUAAAAUGUGUUUAUUUGGCAUUUGGGAUUACUGGUGGUAGCAUUCAGGAUAGACUAAGUUGUGCUAUGGUAACAACUCAAAAAUCUUAGAGUCACAUAGCAACAUGGGAGUGUUUCUUGUAUUGUUACAUUUUGCAAGUUGGCCGAGGGCCCUGCUCCAUAAUUUUGUACUGUAGGACCCAAACUAUUCAAGCUGUCACCAUCUUAAACUUUAUUAGAAGAGAGCAUUCUGGAGGAUCUCCCUCCAGCAAGUAAAUUCUGUGGCUUAGAAGAAACACAUCUCAUUUCCAUUCAUUGUCGGAAUUAGUCACAUGGCUUCACCUAAGUAGGAAAGUGCCUAGAAGUGCAGUCCUACUCUGUGUCCUGAAGGCAGGGAGCUGGAAUAUUUGGUGAACAUUACUAAGCAUUAUUACAUGUACUGGAAAUCGUGGUCUUUGGGUUCAGACUUAUCAUUUCAGUCUUGACCCUGGCGCUUAUUGACUAACCUUUCAGAGCUCCUGUUUACUUAUAUAAAAUAGGAAUAAUAAUGUUUUCCUAGUAGGAGAACUAUAAAGAUAAGUAGGAAUGUUUAGAUAAUAUAUAUAGCAUGUUCUAUAUAAUUUAUGGUAUUUAUAAGAAUAAUAGUUAUUAUUUUAUAGGUUGGUUUUUGGUGUAUUAUAUGCCACCUAAAUGGGAGGCAGAAAUGUGAUAGGCUACUAAUCUCUUUUGGAAAAGUGGGAUUGUCAAGGUGGUUUAUAAAGCAGAGCCUUGGAAUGCUAGAAUGAGAGGCCGUUUCACUGUUGCUCUUAGAAUUAAGCAUGUAGGAAUUUAGCACGUAGUAACUUGUAGGACAUUAUGAGACCAUUAUGAGACCAAGAAAGUAUCUGAUAUAAUAAGGUAAACAUUCUAAUAGUAUUUCUGUUUUGCUUUCUACUGAAUAUCUCAAACUUUGAUAUUUAUAUUCUGUUUAAGAUUUAGCUGUCAAGAUUCUUGAUUGACAUAGAGGUUGUCAGGUUUGGUUUUGAUAUUCUUAAACUCUUUUGGUAUUGUGGGUGAAUUAAUGUGAAUUAAGAAAACACCUUUCCUAAGCUCCACAAAGAAUAUUCAAGUGCUUUAAAGAACUAUUUUGUGUAUGUUGUAAUAUAUUUACAAAGCUUGUUUUAAUUAUUGCUAACAAAUGACACCCUUUGCACAUGGACCUAUUUAUUUAAACUUGUAAUUUUGAAUAUAUAUAUAUAUAUAUAUAUUUGUUUUGUUUUGUUUUCUUUCUUCCUGUCCUCCCCCUGACUCAAAACAGUCUGGAUUUGGUCUCUACCAUGUCACUGAAACUGCUUCUAAGAGUAGUACCAGGAACUGCUAACUUAUCCUUAACUUACUGGAAAUCUCUGCUGCCUUUAGCACUGUAGACUACACCCUCCUUGAAAUUAUCUUUCUUCCAUAAUACUACUUGUGAUGUUUGAAAUUGAGUGUCAACUUGAUUGGAUUGAAGGAUGCAAAGUAUUGUUCCUAGGUGUGUCUCUGAGGGUGUUGCCAAAGAAGAUUAACAUUUGAGUCAGUGGACUGGGAGAGACAGACCCACCCUCAAUCUGGGUGGGCACAAUCUAAUCAGCUGCCAGCAUGGCUAGAAUAAAGCAGGCAGAAGAAAGUGGAAUGAGCAGACUUGCUGAGUCUUCUGGCCUUCAUCUUUCUCCUGUGCUGGAUGCUUCCUGCCCUCGAACACCAGACUUCAUUGAGCAUUGGGACUCUUGGACUUACCCUAGUGAUUUGCCAGGGGCUCUUGGGCCUUCAACUAAAAACUGAAGGCUGCACUGUUGGCUUCCCUACUUUUGAGGUUUUGGGACUCGGACUGGCUUCCCUACUCCUCACCUUGCAGAUGGCCUAUUGUGGGACUUCACCUUACGAUCGUACUGAGUUGGUGCACUAGUAAUUCCCAGGAUCAUGACUGAGAGAUUGUUAAUAAAAGCAUUGAGUGGUGGUAAAAAUACGAAGAUCAUUACUUUGAAUGGGAAGAAAAUGACAAAGAUGCCCUCAGCAUUAGGAAAACUGCCUGGCCUGAAGACUCUAGUCCUUCAGAAUAACCUAAUCCCCAAAGUGUGUCCAGAGUUACACAAGUUGACCCAGUUGACAACACUAAAUCUGGGAAACAACCUUUUAGAAGAAAUUCCGGAAGAGAUGAAAUAUCUUACAUCUCUGAAGAAUCUCCAUUUAUCUGGAAAUAGGAUCUGUAGAUUUGCACCUGGAGCCUGUGAUGGCUUACAAAAUUUAAUCCUGCUUAAUCUGAACAACAAUCAUCUUACGCAGCUUCCUCAAGAAGUCAGCAGAUUAAAAAGUCUUACUUAUGUGAGUGUAAAUUAUAACCAACUAGCCAGCAUUCCUAGAGAACUUUGUUUUCUUGAGAAUCUUGUUGAACUUCAACUUAACUACAAUCAGCUGAUAUACAUACCUGAAGAGAUUAAAUUCUUGAAGAAACUUCAGAAGCUUUUGCUAGCCAGAAACAACGUUGGAGUUUUGCCAGAGGAACUUUGUGAUCUUAAAAAACUAAGAAUCCUAGACAUAGCUGGAAAUAUUAUUCAGAUAUUUCCAUCAGGAUUUCAGGAUCUGAAGCUGAGGGAAUUCUACUGUGAGGGAAACCCACUGUUCCUGCAGCAGCCAGUGAUUUCUACACAACGGGAGAACGUCUGGAGUCUACAGGAAAUAACAUCAAGAUUUGUAAUGAAUCAGCUAGCAGAAAAUAACCCUUUCCUAAUGGAUGGCAUAGAACAGUACCCACAAGUCAGGAGCAUGAUCUCUCAGGGAAAAACAUGUGCAAUAUGUGGACAGUACUUUAUAACCGUAUGGCUGGAAUGUGUUCGAUUUGUUCCUCCACCAAAGGACUGGAAGAUAAGCAAGAAUCUGCAGCUGGUGCCUCUCCAAGUAUUAAUUUGUUCUUACAAAUGUUUUACUCAACGUGACCCUAACCUCUUUGGAAUUGCUCAGGUGUAGAACAGGUGAGGUGCUCGUUCAUAGCCUCACUCAACUUGCCCUGUCAGCUCUGCAUACACAGAUUAUGCCCUACUUAAGAUACCAUGCUGUACCUGUUCUCUUUGUCAACACAUUAAAUAAAGGAAGAAAAAUAAUUCCAUUAUAAUGUUCCCAAUCUAAGCACUACAAUCUGCCUUUAGCUUGCUUAGAUUCUAGGUGUGCUUUUUUUGGCUUAAAAAGGUAAAAAAAAAAAAGGAAAAAUAAAGAUUUGUGUGGCAAGUGA